AUGUAUUCAAGUUUUCGACCAUUUCAUAAUUUAUCUCCAGAGUAUCAAUCCAAAUUAUUACCAAUAUAUCUUGCGUGCCUUACAACCGAAGAAAGAGCAGCAUUAAAACGAAUCUUUGGAAAAAUCAAGAUAAAGAUACAAAUACCAAAACAUAGACUUACCUAUAAAUACGAAACAUAUUUACAAGAACUUUCAUUUAAAGAUUUAGAAAGUGCAGUAUUUUCGUGGCUAAGCUCGUCAUUACGUAAACCUAUUAAAGACACAUAUAAUGUAAAUGAGCAAAUAGAACAUUUAACAUCAUUAUUAUGCACAUUAUUCUUUCGAUCGAGUAAGAAUUUAAACACAUUUAUUAUUGAUAAAUUCUUACCUUUUGCGAAUAUUCCGGAUGCUGUAGUAUUUCAUGAAUCAGGAAUUUUAACACGACUUAGAAAACUUCAAAUAAAUUUUCGAAAAGCAGAAAGUAUUAUAAACUUAUUAGAAUCUUUACAUAUGCAUUGCAAAAAUCUUGAAUAUUUAGAAAUUAAUUUUAUAGAAUUUGAAAAUGAAGAAACAAUAUUUAGUUCAGUAUCAAAUCUUAUUAGUCAACAAGAAAGAUUACAAGAGCUUCGAUUAGGAUAUAUUCAAUCCAAUAACGGCACUAGAACAAUAUUAGCAUCAAUUAAAUCACAAGUUGAUAGUAUAAAAUCGAUUCAUUUAAAUACAGUUAAUUUUAAAGGAAUCAGUUUAAAGAUUUUAGGAACGUGUCCAAACUUAAAGAAAUUAGUAUUUUGGAAUUCACAAGGACUUGGCGUACAAAAUGCAAAAAGUUUACAAGAUUCAACAUAUCAAUUAGAAAAAUUACAUUUAUGGGGACAACGAAAACAAUCAAAUAUUUCAGCCAUAAUAAUUCAAGAAAUUGGAAAACCCGUUAAACAAUUGUGGAUAGAUGUUGUAUCUCCGGAAGUAGUUCAAGCAAUCAUUGAUUAUUGCCCACAACUAACUGACCUUCGAAUAAUUGAUUAUCAACCAAAACAAGUUCCAUCUCUUUUAAAUUUACUUAAAGACAUUAAUCAAUUAGAAAAACUUACAAUUACAAGAGAAACUGUAGUUGAAAUGGGAGUUAUAAACUUUUCGGGAAAAAAUAUCCCAAUUAAUCUUAAAUAUCUCCGAUUAGAAUGCGGAUUUACUACAGGACAAUUAGAAAAAUUACUAAUGACUUGCAAAGCACCUUUGAGAACAUUAAUUGUAGAAUAUUGUAAAUUUGAAUUUGCACAUCUAAGGGUUAUAUCAGAAUACAUCAAGACUACCAAAAAUUUGAAGGUACUUGGGAUCGGAGGGAAGAAAGAAUAUAGCCAUAGAGAAUUAAAGGAAAUUGAAAGGUUGGAAAAAAAUUAUGGAAUUUAUGUCAUUCCUUUACGUGAAGUUCAUGAUUGGUAA
Molecule: messenger RNA, 1416 nt
Organism: Dentiscutata erythropus
Lineage: Eukaryota; Fungi; Glomeromycota; Glomeromycetes; Diversisporales; Gigasporaceae
Source: the annotation of a GenBank genome assembly